GGGCCGCGACCUGGCACUCGCCUGGAGCGCGCGGGCGAGGCGGACGGAGGGCGCCCGGGCUCUAAGGAGCGCACAAGGGUGCGCUAGCUGCGCUCGGCUCCGCGCCGAGGUCUGAGUGAGCGUCCCGGGCUGGGGCUGGGUGGAAAGCGGCUGCGGCUCUUAAGCACAGUCGGGCUCCCUGCCGUAGCCCGAGCCGGAACCGGGACGCCUCCUGGCCAUGGCUCUGGCGGACAGCACGCGAGGACUACCGAACGGGGGAGGCGGCGGAGGCGGCAGCGGCUCCUCGUCGUCUUCCGCCGAGCCGCCCCUCUUCCCCGAUAUCGUGGAGCUGAACGUGGGGGGCCAGGUGUAUGUGACCCGGCGCUGUACUGUGGUGUCGGUGCCGGACUCGCUGCUCUGGCGAAUGUUCACGCAGCAGCAGCCGCAGGAGCUGGCCCGGGACAGCAAAGGCCGCUUCUUUCUGGACCGGGACGGCUUCCUCUUCCGCUACAUCCUGGAUUACCUGCGGGACUUGCAGCUGGUGCUGCCCGAUUACUUCCCUGAACGCAGCCGGCUGCAGCGAGAGGCCGAGUACUUUGAGCUGCCGGAGCUCGUGCGUCGCCUCGGCGCGCCUCAGCAGCCCGGCCCGGGGCCGCCGCCGCCACAUUCACGGCGCGGCGUGCACAAGGAGGGCUCCCUAGGCGAUGAGCUGGUGGCUCUGGGCUACGCGGAGCCCGAGCAGCAGGAGGGCGCGUCGGCCGGGGCACCGUCGCCCACUCUGGAGCCGGGCAGCCGCAGCCCGUCCGGGGGCGCGGCGGGCCCGCUGCUCACGCCGUCCCAGUCGCUGGACGGCAGCCGGCGCUCGGGCUACAUCACCAUCGGCUACCGCGGCUCCUAUACCAUCGGUCGGGACGCACAGGCGGACGCCAAGUUCCGGCGGGUGGCGCGCAUCACCGUGUGCGGCAAGACAUCGCUGGCCAAGGAGGUGUUCGGGGACACCCUGAACGAGAGCCGGGAUCCUGACCGGCCACCGGAACGCUACACGUCGCGUUAUUACCUCAAGUUCAACUUCCUGGAGCAGGCCUUUGACAAGCUGUCCGAGUCGGGCUUCCACAUGGUAGCCUGCAGCUCCACGGGCACCUGCGCCUUUGCCGGCAGCACCGACCAGAGCGAGGACAAGAUCUGGACCAGCUACACCGAGUACGUCUUCUGCAGGGAGUGAGCUCCCAGGACGCCUCGCGACUCCGACGACGUUUGCCCCUAUUCCUAGCCAGGAUACGAUUAGGAACACCCCCUUCCUCCCGGACCAAAGCCCUCAGACUCUCCCCUCGGCCCCGCAGUUUCCUUGUCUCCCGUCCCGUGCCUGGCCCAGACCCUUCCACUGCCCUCGCCACCCACUCCAGAAUUUGUGGCUGAAAAUCCAUCCUCUGGGCUGCUUCGUUUUUGGAUUCCUCUAGCAGAGGGGGCCCCGGGACACUCCACGCCCCCACCCAUCCCGUGCUUCCUUUCUCGCUGCCUCACACCACCCCUCCCCCAGCUUGUACUUCCCUCUGGAUCCAGCUGGGCCCCAAGUCGCUGUGCACCUGGGAGUGGCCGAAGUCAAGUUCGGAAGCUGAUUGGACCAUGUCCACUGGGUCGUGGAGCCCUUGAGAUCUCCCGGAUCCCUUGGGACUCCUGUGCGGUGUAAGGGAUCCGACUGGGUUAACAGUGCCCCAGGGUAGAAUUGCUUUUUUUUUUUUAAGAGGUUACUGCGGUGUCUGACCCUCUUAGAGGUGAACUCAGCUGGAUUGCAGAGAGGUACUUCAGGGACUGUCAGUGAAGUUUGCAAAAGUCCCAGGUAGCUUGCUCCACGUUGAAGGUCCUUCCUGUUCCUAGCCCAAUGCAGGGUCUUGACACUUCGCAGAGCGUGGACCCUUCCGCCUGCAGAGGAGGCGCCCCUUUAUUACAAGAGCCCCCCCUCCCCCUCCCCUGGCUAGGCAGUGCAUAGGGGCAAGAGGGAGGGAGGGAAUGAGGGUGGUGGGAUGUCACUGCCUAAGAAGCAGAACUGUCCUGGCCAUGUCGGUGACCACGAAGGAGGCUGGGCAGAGGGCUCUGCUUCUGGGCUUUAGGAGAGUUGUUCUUGCGGUGAGUGGUAGUUAGCACCUUUCUUCGCUCUAGAAUUUUUUGGGUGGGGUGGGGAGGUAGGAGAGAGGGUGGGAAGGGAGGAACAGGUGUAAACUCAUGUAUUAUUUGAUGGUUGGGAGUUUUUCCAUUCUGUUGAAUAGAUGCACGUUUGGAAAUACUGAAUGGUAAAUGCAAAUACUCAAAGCAUUUUUUUGUUUUGUUUUUGGUAAAGAAUAGCGAUGGAUCUACUCUUAACUAGCAGUUUAUUCAUCUGUUUUGAGUCCUAAAUUAGAAUUUGUGAAUAGUUAUACAACCUAACCAAAGAGUUGCCCAGUAGGGUUUUAGUUUUUCAACUUUUCUUUCCUUGUGAUUAUAAAUCUCAGUUUUUAGAAUAUUUACUUGAGCAAAGUAAGUUUGCUUUUUGGCUUUUUAGACUUAAGAGCUCAUGGAAAAAAAGAAGAAGAAGAAAUCCUUAUUUCCUUCAAUGCCUGUAGAUAUUGACUGCUGGGCAAACCUGAAACUUGCCACUUUCUGAGGCAGUUACUGUGAAGUUGGAGGGACAGAGCUGCCGGAAGGAUCAGCACCAGGUCUGCCCCUCUGCAGAUGGCUACAGUGAAGGCAGAUGCCUACUCCCAAGUGAGCUGAGCAAUAAAAUGAUGGUUUAGGUAAAAUGUAACAAGCAGGAAGAUAACUGGUUGCCUUACCCCCUUCCCUGCACAUGGAGUCAGUCGCCCAUGCAUAUCAUGUGUAUACCCGGAAGUGGAGGGGAGCCAGACCCCAUUCUGCCUCAGGCCCUGAAGCUGUCCUUUUGCUCUGUGACCACGGAGGAGCCUUUUGCUUGUUUCAGCACUUCCCCCCGCCCCCAGGUUUGUUUUUAGGGAUUUUGUAAGAGUCCUUUUCACUGUUUAGUGCUGUUUUUUUUAAUGACUCUUGUACUUUUCUUACUCUGUCCAUAACAGAUGUUCAAAUGGGAACAGCUUUAUUCUAAGACUCAUCUGUUCCAAUCUGUGUAUACCAUAUAUGAACAUUUUACAUGAAUCAUUUAGUUUUUCAAUUCAUUGACUAAUGUUAUCAAAUUUCCUACCCGCUAGUAACUUGCAGCAGAUAAGGUACACUCUAAAGAAACAGGUUUGAUGCAUUUGUCAUAUAUUCUUGUUCUUGGGGUCUUGGGAAAUUGUGUUAGGGAAAAAAACUGAUUGUAAAACGAAUCUUACAAUCUUUUUCUUUUGGUUGGCAUGUUAAUUGUAAACAGAUGCAGUGUUGAUUAGGUGUCUACUUAAAAAACAAAGUACCUGCAUUAUUAAUCCACUAGCUUUUUUUUUUUUUAUUGAGAAAGGGGAAGACUUGGUCUUUUUUUUUUUUUUAGAGUUCCAUUUUUAGCAAAGUUGUUUCCCACAAAAAACUGUAGUUUUGAGGGAAAUGGAAGCAGAAGCACAGAAAUCCAGGAACUGGUGUUUGGUCAUAUGCUGAGUUUAGUUUGCAGCUUGGGUAUGCCUCACAACUUCAUGUGUUUCAAGCCUGCGAUGAUUGAGAGUUGUCACUCCGGGGUCAGAGGUGAGCAACCCGGACUUGGCGCCAACACCCAUGGCAUUCUGUCGGAUUGAGAACAUUUUAGGGCAGAUUGAGUCCUCUAACAGAUGGCAUGACUUCAUCAUCCUGAAUUCCUCCAUGCUGACUGCACAUCACCAGGAGUCAGGGGAAGCUUCUCCUGUGUUGUCUGGGCCACCCAGGUCUGGAGGAUUUGCUCUCGGGAACGUUGAGUAAGACGAUUGCAAUUAGCUGUACACAGGCACUCCCACUGAGCUAGUGCUGUUCUGCACAGCUGUGUGGUUUACGUGGUUUUGAAGGCUGAGAAUUUGGUGAUUAUGGACAGCUAACUUCUCUUUCUGGGACUGACUGCUCCCUCUGAAGCCGAAGUUGUUAAAUGAAAGCUCUGUGGUUUUUGCCUGAAGUGAGGGCUAGGUAGGAACUCAUUUUUCAUUGGGAAUAUGGUAUCCCUGAGAUAAAAUGACUGGAGGUGAAAACUAUUGAAUGUCUUCCCAUCCAUGUGCUUAGGCUAUGAAGCCGACCUUGAGGUUUCAGUGUGGGUUGGGGUGCUGGUCAUUACCUGGGAGCUUGAAAAUGGGGUGCUGAGGGUUGACAUUUCAGUAACAGGAGAAUGUCAUCAGUUUGUCAGAUGGUUGUGACUACAUUCGUCUCAGAGUUAUGCCUUGACAGGUGUUGCUUCAGUUACUGUUUGACAUUCAGAAAUAUAAGAAUAUGACAUUGAACUUUUUAUAACAUUUGAUUUUUUAAUUAAAAAUAACAGGUUAAAAACAAGAGCUACCAUGUUGGACACUCUGUAUGUUUUAAUAUGUGUAGACUGUGGGCCUUGCUCUGAGUUUUCAAGUGUGUGAGUCUUGCAUUAUUUUCCCUCUGAAAUUGUGCUAAUUGUGAUUCUCAUUUUUUUUUUUUUUUUUGGAGGGGAAAGGGAUUGAGAGCAAAGCGAUAAUGUAAAAAGUAGCUACAAUUGUGUUCUCUUUCAAGUUAGGCACACACACACACACACAUACACACACACACACACAUCCUUAAGAUAGCUGCAGCUCUUCUGAGGAAAUACAUAAAGUGUGAAUAGACACAAUGGGCAACUAGCAGUGCUUGUCAAAUAUUCCAGUUUUUAUUGGGAUUUCCUACAUGCAAGGUGGAGCUUUGAUAAUUUUGUACUCUUCAAAUUAUAGUAAGUUAAAAUCAUACUCAAAUCACUUUUUGUACUCUUACAUGAACUAUGGUAAAUUAGAGCACAUUUAGGAAAAUAUUGGCUGGGGGGAUUGAAUUCCUUUUUUUUAAUAGUCUAGAUUGCAAAGAGUUCGUUGGCUUGAGUUUUUAAAAUAGUAAAUUGAGUAUUUUUAUUGUAUCAUAAUGGCAUCAAGUUAAUAGAAUCAACACUUUAUUUGGAUUUUCUUAUUUUUUCCCUUAGUAUAAAUCACUUAAAAACUUUUGUUACAUGCUGUAAGCCUGUCUCUUGAAUAGUAAGUAAAAUAUGCUUAUUUACAGUAUCUAUACUGCAUAAAAGGCUUUCUUAUAUUUAGAAACAGGUUAUGUUGAAGCUAACUUUUCUUUGUCACAGUUUUGGGCAAUAAAAAUCUAAAAGGGUGAACACUUAAGGAUUUAAAAUCUUUGCUGGGCUCUUGAAGUGCAGUAACAAUUCAACCAGAAUAUCUAUCUUAGAGUGUACUCUUGUGUGAUAGGAGGAUGCACUAGUUGACCAUGAAUUGUCACCUAUGUGUUUUGUGAUUUUUUUUUUUCAAGCCAAGUUUUAAAUUCUAAAUGUGUUUUGAGUAUGUGGACAUUAAUUGUAAUGAAAACUAUUACCAACUGUCUUUGUGACUUUAAAGGUAGGUAAAUUUGUUAUUGUUAUUGAAUUAAAAUGAUGGUCAUUUAUAAUCACUUCUGACCACCAUUAGUAACCAUUUACUGACAAAAGGUUACAACAUCCAACAUAGGUUACUCAUUUUGAAAAUGCAAAUUAUGAAUUUCUUCCAGGCAGCUAGCUAAAGGUGAGUCCUACAGAGCUGUCUGGCAUUCUGAAAUUGUUUAAAAAUAUUUAUGGGCCAUUUUCUUAAAUAGAAGGAAGAGGAAAAGAUUAUUCUAUGCUUAUUAGACUUUUCUAACAGAACAUGAGGAAAAAAAGCCUUUCUUUUUUUAAGAUGCUGAUGAAGUUAUUUCAGAUGUGCCCAAAUUUUGAGAGUUACUAAAGCCAUCCAGAGAUUUGUUUUUCCUGUUCACAACCUGUUGUAUACUGGAAGUACUAAAUACUGUUUCCUCUCUGUGAUUAUGUGACUUGUUAUGUAGUCUAUUAAACACUAAAGAAAUAAACAUUCACUCCUUUAA
Molecule: messenger RNA, 5955 nt
Organism: Ochotona curzoniae (black-lipped pika)
Lineage: Eukaryota; Metazoa; Chordata; Mammalia; Lagomorpha; Ochotonidae
Gene: KCTD12
Product: potassium channel tetramerization domain containing 12
Exons: 2
Coding region: 218-1201 (327 amino acids)
Biological process (GO): regulation of G protein-coupled receptor signaling pathway; protein homooligomerization
Cellular component (GO): presynaptic membrane; postsynaptic membrane
Molecular function (GO): protein binding
Source: RefSeq, a predicted model, not a curated record